Messenger RNA from Fundulus heteroclitus (mummichog), 1963 nucleotides. It is a transcript of the gene glula, whose product is annotated as glutamate-ammonia ligase (glutamine synthase) a. The coding region runs from base 146 to 1261 and encodes 371 amino acids. NCBI's taxonomy places the organism in Eukaryota, Metazoa, Chordata, Actinopteri, Cyprinodontiformes, Fundulidae. The transcript has 7 exons. The record is from RefSeq and is a predicted model, not a curated record. Gene Ontology annotation, cellular component: cytoplasm. Gene Ontology annotation, molecular function: glutamine synthetase activity.
AAAACCGAGUCGCUCCGGAGCCAAGGUACCGGAGAAUGAGAGAGAUACUAAAGAACCAUCAUCGAACCACUCAUUGGACCUGCCAGUCCUUUAGUUUUUAUUUCGAUUUUCUCGUCUCUCCAGGUGUGUUAUAGUAUCAGUUAAGAUGGCCACGUCCGCCAGCGCCAGCUUGAGUAAAGCCAUCAAGCAGCAGUACAUGGAGCUCCCCCAGGGAGAUAAAGUCCAGGCCAUGUACAUUUGGGUUGACGGAACGGGAGAGGGGCUCCGUUGCAAAACGAGAACUCUUGAUUUUGAGCCCAAAAGCAUCGAAGAUCUCCCUGAGUGGAACUUUGAUGGCUCCAGCACCUACCAGGCCGAGGGAUCCAACAGCGACAUGUACCUGAUCCCUGCUGCCAUGUUUCGUGAUCCUUUCCGCAGAGACCCCAACAAGCUGGUCCUGUGUGAAGUCCAGAAGUACAACCGCAAACCUGCCGAAACCAACCUGCGCAUCACAUGUAAGAAGAUGAUGGAGAUGGUGGCGGACCAGCAUCCCUGGUUUGGUAUGGAGCAGGAGUACACCAUCCUGGGCACGGACGGACAUCCUUUUGGCUGGCCGUCUAACGGUUUUCCUGGACCGCAGGGUCCAUACUACUGUGGAGUCGGCGCGGACAAAGCCUACGGCAGAGACAUCGUGGAGGCUCAUUACAGAGCAUGUUUGUAUGCCGGCGUCAACAUCGGUGGAACAAAUGCGGAAGUGAUGCCUGCCCAGUGGGAGUUUCAGAUUGGACCAUGCGAGGGGAUCGACAUGGGCGAUCAUUUGUGGGCAGCGCGCUUCAUCCUUCACCGCGUCUGCGAAGACUUUGGCGUCGUGGCCUCAUUCGACCCCAAGCCCAUCCCAGGAAACUGGAACGGAGCAGGCUGCCAUACCAACUUCAGCACAAAAGAGAUGAGGGAAGACGGUGGACUGAAAGCUAUCGAAGACGCAAUUGAGAAGCUCGGAAAGCGACACGAGUAUCAUAUACGUGCCUACGAUCCUAAGGGGGGUCUCGACAACGCUCGGCGCCUCACCGGCCGACACGAAACGUCAAACAUUCACGAGUUCUCCGCGGGCGUGGCGAACCGCGGCGCCAGCAUCCGCAUUCCCCGCUCCGUGGGCCAGGAGAAGAGGGGCUACUUCGAAGACCGCCGCCCCUCGGCCAACUGCGACCCGUACGGCGUGACCGAGGCUCUGAUUCGCACUUGUCUGCUGAACGAGGAGGGCGAAGAACCAACGGAUUACUAAGCAGCUCCCAGACUGGCUUCCACUGCCCUCCCCAAAUUUCUUUAAACUAAACUAGUACUGUAUUUUUUUUUUCCCCCCCUCUCCCACUAAGAUGAUUUUUAACUUACAAUGCUAAUGGAUUAAAGUUGGCUGGUCAACUUGAAGCAAAGGUGAUGAGAUACUUGGUAGUUAUGAGCUGGUGACGUCAGGGUAUGCCUUUCCUUGUGUCAGUAAACAGGGAUUGGCUUUUGUAACACUAUUCUUAGCCCAUGCCAUAUCAUUCCCUCUUUGUCCGUCUGGGACUAAAGCACAAGGACACCUAAGAGUAGGGCUGCUAAGGCUGGACAACAUGUGUAAAAGUAAUAAAUGUGACUAGUUCUUGUACUGUUUAAUAUGUGUUGACCUGACGAUCCAGUCCUCUAUGUUACUAAUGUUCUCAAUUUAUGAAGUGUCUGUUUUUUUUAACAUUGUUUGAUGUCCUUAAAAUUCUGGCACAUUUUUUUUGUGGUCAGCCUGUAUGGUACACUUGUAGAUGUCCCAGAUAUAAGUUGUUUAUAAAGUGGUGGAUCUUUCCAUAACGCCAUUUGUAGAGUUUCCUCAAGGAGUUUUAUCCUUUUUGUUAACUUGAGAUAUAUUGUAAUGCGCCUGAUUUGGUAAAGCAUCACGUUUACUGAACCUGGUGUUUUUUAUUGAUACAUUUAAAACAUUUAUUUUUAUCACAAA